Messenger RNA from Synchiropus splendidus (mandarinfish), 557 nucleotides. Its product is annotated as proteolipid protein 2. NCBI's taxonomy places the organism in Eukaryota, Metazoa, Chordata, Actinopteri, Syngnathiformes, Callionymidae. The transcript is spliced from 4 exons. The record is from RefSeq and is a predicted model, not a curated record. Bases 7 to 504 code for a protein of 165 amino acids. Gene Ontology annotation, cellular component: membrane.
AAGGAAAUGACUUGUGUCCGGAAACCGAGCUCUCUUCAGCUACUAGUCACCAGCGUCAUGUCUGAGGAGACCCAAGCGGCUGCAGGAGUCAACCAAGCUUUUCUCAGAUCUAAGAGGGGGCUCCUCAAACUUGCUGAGAUUGUGACCCUGUUGGUGGCUUUUGUGUGUUUCGCUGCCGCCCCCAGAUACACACAUGUAACCGCCACAGUGUUGGAGGCUGUCAUCACCGCUCUUCUUCUGUUAUUGUACUUGCUCAACCUCCACAAGAAACUCACGCUCUUCUCUUGGCCGUUAGUCGAUGUUUUCAACUCAGUGUUUGCAGCUGUCUACUUUCUUGUCUUGAGCAUCAUCGCCAUGACAACGUACAACGUCACUGCCACUCUGGUUGGAGGGGUGUUUGGCCUGGUGGUGACGGCGCUCAUGAGUGCAGAUGGCUUCAUCCUCUAUCAGAACAUCUCACUCAACCAGCCGCGGAGACCAGCUGACGGGCAAAGUGACAAAUGAAUCCAUGCAUAAAAACGGUUUCAUAGAAUAUUUUACAAUAUAAAAAAAUAAAU